This is a messenger RNA of Macroventuria anomochaeta, 1812 nucleotides long. RefSeq names its product glycosyltransferase family 62 protein. Bases 204 to 1637 code for a protein of 477 amino acids. Gene Ontology annotation, molecular function: alpha-1,6-mannosyltransferase activity. The transcript has 4 exons. Gene Ontology annotation, biological process: cell wall mannoprotein biosynthetic process; protein N-linked glycosylation. The record is from RefSeq and is a predicted model, not a curated record. NCBI's taxonomy places the organism in Eukaryota, Fungi, Ascomycota, Dothideomycetes, Pleosporales, Didymellaceae. Gene Ontology annotation, cellular component: mannan polymerase complex.
GAUCUGGCGGGUCGAAGGUCGACCGGGGUGUUCAAGGGAUACUGCAGAGCAACCCGAAUCUGCAGAGCCGCUAUCUGAAUGUUGCCCUUACAUUCAUCAUCGCCGAAAGGGAAGAUGCAUCGCCAUGCAUAUUCCAACGGGGCGUAUCCUUCGCAGGGAAGCACCUUUUCAAUUCAACCCCACAAGUACGUUCAGCCGCCGCAAUGCCUAACACGGCGCCCCCGUCGCCUCUACCCGCCAUUCUGCACGACGAUAAGUCCUGGAAGCCAGAUGCUAACCACCAGUGCUACCGCAGAUUCCAGCCUCGAUCACAACCCGCGCUUAGGCGGCGGAGGCAACUAAUUCAGCGCCUGCUCCUUGUAGGCUCGCUCUUCCUCACAGCAUUCUACUUCAUCUUUCCCGAUCUACGACCGAACCUAGGCUCCGGCCCCCUCAGUUACUUGACCUCGAGCGAGGAUUCGCAACUCGAGACCGUCCGCUACUACGACCUCAACAAUGUACAGGGUACUGCGCGAGGGUGGGAGCGGGAAGAGAGGAUAUUGAUUUGCGCUCCUCUGCGAGAUGCGUCGCCGCAUUUGCCCAUGUUCUUUAGCCAUCUGCAGAACUUGACGUACCCGCACAACCUCAUCGAUCUGGCCUUCCUCGUUGGAGACUCAAAGGACAAUACCAUCGCCCUGUUGACAGAGAAGCUGGAGGAGCUGCAGGCCAACCCGGAUCCCAAGAAGACAUUUGGCGAGAUAUCGGUCAUGGAGAAAGAUUUUGGGCAGAAGGUCAACCAGGAUGUCGAGUCGCGUCACGGUUUCGCAGCGCAGGCUGGCCGUCGUAAGUCGAUGGCUCAGGCGCGCAACUGGCUUCUCAGUGCGGCUCUGCGACCCACCCACAGCUGGGUGUACUGGAGAGAUGUCGACGUUGAAACAGCGCCAUUCACCAUUCUCGAGGACCUUAUGCGACACAACAAGGACGUCAUUGUACCAAACGUUUGGCGUCCGCUACCUGACUGGCUUGGCGGAGAGCAGCCCUACGAUCUGAAUUCCUGGCAGGAAUCUGAGACCGCCCUCGCGCUCGCCGACACCCUCGACGAAGAUGCCGUUAUUGUCGAAGGUUACGCAGAGUACGCUACCUGGAGACCGCAUUUGGCCUACCUCCGCGAUCCCUAUGGUGACCCAGACAUGGAGAUGGAGAUCGACGGUGUUGGUGGUGUCAGUAUCCUGGCUAAGGCAAAGGUUUUCCGCUCCGGUGUCCACUUCCCUGCUUUCAGUUUCGAGAAGCACGCUGAGACCGAGGGCUUCGGCAAGAUGGCCAAGCGCAUGAAGUUCUCCGUUGUCGGUCUGCCCCACUACACGAUCUGGCAUCUGUACGAGCCCAGUGUCGAUGAUAUUCGACACAUGGAAGAGAUGGAAAAAGAGCGCAAAAAGAAGGAGGAAGAAGAAAAGGCAAAGAAAGAGAAAGAAGAGAAGAUGCACGCGACAUUCGACACAAAAUCGUCUGAAUGGGAGAAGGAGAAGUCUGCGGUCCAGGACCUCGUCCAAAAGGCCAAGAACGAAGAGAAGGCCCGCGCUGAGAAGGAGCAAGCCGAGAAGGAAGGCGCCAAGGCUGAGACGAAAGAGGAGAAGAAAGAAGAGAAGGAGGGCUCAUAAAAGUUGAUUAAGCGCUCUCUCGAAAGCUGCGAACAUCAGAACCGGCUGGCUCUGCUUCAUGUCAUUUUCUUGCCUGCGAGAUGAUAUCUCUGGAGGCCUAUUGAACGCUACGUACGGCUUGAGUAGAAUCUGCUCAGGCAACAACGACCGUCACGAUUUUGGCUGGACUAUGUGC